Messenger RNA from Struthio camelus australis, 960 nucleotides. RefSeq names its product melanocortin 2 receptor (gene MC2R). Gene Ontology annotation, cellular component: cytoplasm; plasma membrane. NCBI's taxonomy places the organism in Eukaryota, Metazoa, Chordata, Aves, Struthioniformes, Struthionidae. Gene Ontology annotation, biological process: adenylate cyclase-activating G protein-coupled receptor signaling pathway; regulation of metabolic process. The record is from RefSeq and is a predicted model, not a curated record. Gene Ontology annotation, molecular function: corticotropin receptor activity.
AUGAGCACUGAGAGGCCUUCCAACAUAAUUAAACAUCCAGGGCAGACAAGCAUUCCUUCCCUGGAAAAUAUAAGUGACUUCUCUUUAAAUAUCACUGACUGCACCCAGGUUGUGGUACCAGAAGAAGUUUUUUUCACGGUCGCUGCUGUUGGAAUACUGGAAAAUCUGCUCGUCCUUAUUGCCGUCAUCAGGAAUAAGAAUCUGCACUUACCCAUGUACUUUUUCAUUUGUAGUUUAGCCAUUUCAGAUAUGUUAGGUAGCUUGUACAAAACUCUGGAGAACAUCUUUAUCAUCUUAUGCAAAAUGGGGUACCUGACACGUCGGGGGGACUUUGAGAAAAAGCUGGACGAUGCCAUGGAUUCCAUGUUCAUUUUGUCUUUACUGGGGUCAAUCUUCAGCUUGUUGGCUAUCGCAGCAGACAGAUACAUCACCAUCUUCUAUGCUUUACAGUACCAUAACAUCAUGACCCUGAGAAGGGCUUUGGUCAUCCUGGCAAUCAUCUGGACGUUCUGUGCUGGCAGUAGUAUUGCCAUCGCCCUCUUCUCCUAUGAAGUAGCUACAGUCAUUCCUUUCACCAUUCUGUUUCCUUUAAUGAUGUUUUUUAUAUUGUGCCUCUAUGUCCAUAUGUUCCUCCUGGCUCGAUCCCAUGCUAAAAAGAUUGCUGCACUGCCAACCAGCGCAGUCCACCAGAGAACUAACAUGAAAGGAGCCAUUACACUGACAAUUUUCCUUGGAGUUUUCCUUUGCUGUUGGGCCCCCUUUGUUCUUCACAUCCUUCUAGCAAGGUUUUGCCCACAUAAUCCUUACUGUGCCUGCUACAUGUCCAUUUUCCAUGUGAACGGGACACUCAUAAUGUGCAACGCAAUCAUCGACCCUAUGAUUUACGCAUUCCGAAGCCCAGAAUUACGGAGUACAUUUAAGAAAAUGUUCUGUUGUACUAGGUCAAACUGGAACUGGUAA